AUCUAACAUCUGACAUGAUCACAUGAUCACGUCCGAAAUUGAUCGACGUCGAGGCAGUAUCUUUCGAAUUUAAUCGUUUUUGCGUGCAAUCAUGAUUUCACAAUUAUCGAUACUCUUUGCUGUCUUCGCCGCAGUUCAUGCCAAUGGCGAAUUCGUUGUUUUUCAUUCACCAGACAGUGUAGAAUUCACUGUAAAUGAACAACUUAUUGAACAAAGUUACCUUAAGGAGAUCUUGUUGGCUUCUCUUGGUUACACUGGGAAGCAGAAGGAUUCAGAACAUAGCAUUGUCAUAUGGGAUCCAUUUUCAGUGCCCAGAGCAUUGGUUGCUAUAGUGGUUGAGGGAGUAGAAAAAUUACCUUUCUUAAAAGACAAAGCUAAAGUUACAUGUCCUCUGAUUGAUGAUGAAGCAGAAGAAAUUACUUGGCAAGCGAUUAGAAGCAGAGUGGAGGAGCGAAGCAAUGAUAAUACAUUGGUCAGGAUUAACUUGAGCGAUGGAGUUGAUGCUCUUGGCCAGUCAGCUCUCGGUGAGCUUAAGCCUACUAAAAUCGAGAAAUUAAAAGCUCUGAAUUCAGAGAUUGAGGAAGAUCGUAAAUUCGUUGAGGAGAUACAGCUUCUUCAUGCCAUUGGUGACAAUGCACUUUCUGCAAAAAAGCAUGAUUCUGGUACAGAUGUUUAUUGGCUAGUAGUAUCAACACUCAAAUCAUGUUUGGAAAUGCAUGGAAACAGUUCUGCAACUGCUAAGGAGGCAUAUCAGUUAUUAAGUAAGGAAAUAGAACAUGUUUCCAAGGCCUUUUUCAACAUUUAUGAUGGAAAGAUUGUCAUUGUAAUUUUCACGAACGAUGCUUGGAAGGUGAGGAAUGCACGGUCAGUUCUUGAGAGAAAGCGCAGAGACGACACUCCGGCCCAUAAGACUAAAAAUGUUAAAUCCACUGCCAAAGGAGCACCAAUUAAUUCAGACAUUAACGAUAAUUUUUUCAUCAAGCGAGCCGGCGAGCAAGAUGAGCAAAAUAAUAAAAUGGACGAAGAGGAGUAUAGAAUGCGUAGUACUAUCGAAUCCAACACAGCACUUGACAGCACUACUGAACGUACGGGCGUUCAGGAUAAUAGCGGAACGUCGGAAAAGUCCGACGAAGUUAAUACGGAGUAUAAGAUAAAUACUAAUACACAGACAAUAGGACAGCCUGAAUUUUCUGGACGUGCGAAGACUUACACGGAAGACUAUCCUGUUAUAUUCAACAUAAUGUUGUGGUUCGGCGUUGUUUUCGUCUUCUCACUUUUAGCCAUUUGUAUCGCUAUCGCCGAUAUGGAUCCAGGACGAGAUUCUAUCAUUUAUAGGAUGACAUCGAAUCGAAUGAAGAAAGAUAAUUAAGUGUAAAUACAUAAAUACACACACACACACACAUACACACACACAUAUAUAUAUAUAUAUAAUAUAUAAGUAACAUAAUUUUGUAAUAUAUGUUUCUGUGCAAAAUGUAGUUUGUCUAUAUAUGUAUUAUCAAUUUUAAUUCGAGUGUGUUCAAGGAAA
Molecule: messenger RNA, 1528 nt
Organism: Acromyrmex echinatior (Panamanian leafcutter ant)
Lineage: Eukaryota; Metazoa; Arthropoda; Insecta; Hymenoptera; Formicidae
Gene: ATP6AP2
Product: ATPase H(+)-transporting accessory protein 2
Biological process (GO): positive regulation of Wnt signaling pathway
Cellular component (GO): external side of plasma membrane; membrane
Molecular function (GO): signaling receptor activity
Source: RefSeq, a predicted model, not a curated record